CAAACACAAACCAAAGGAAUUAUAAAAAGAAAGAAAGAAAGAAAAGAAAAUCUGACCAAUUGUCACUGCCACAAUGCUCAUUCAAGCCCAUAACCUCACUUCCUCUCCCAUUUAUCGCCUUCAAAAUCCCAUAAUCUCACGCCCUCUUGGGGUCAAUGUUUCUCAGUUGAAUGGAGUUCUGAAAACGCGGUUCGGUAGAAAUAAAAGAUGGGGUAUGACAGUUUCAGCUUCUGUGGAGCAGAGCUCGAGCACAAAUCUGGAGAAGAAAAGAAAAGUUGUGGAGCAUAUAUGUCUGCUAAAAGCAAAGGUGGAUUUAUCUGAAGAAGAGGAAAAUAAUAUGCUGGAUUAUCUCUACACAACCCAGUAUCAAAUGGGUGGCAUUCUCUCAAUAUCAUUAGGACGUAUCUCAAAUCGAAACGACGAGAAUUACACACACGCUGUGUACAUGCGUUUCCAACGGAAGGAGGAGCUUGAGAAGUUCUACGAGAAGCCUUUCUACUUGGGAGUUCUCAAAGAGCAUGUGUCGCCUUACUGCCAUGGAUUGCUUAAUUUGGACUAUGAAUCCGAAGUAGAAGACGAUAUCCUUCCUAUAUUUCGGAAAGGAGAGGAGUUCAACAAUGGUGUUGAAUUUGUGCUUCUGAUUUCGUUUGUUGAUGAUGCAAUUGGGGCUAUAGAAGACGCAUUGGCUUCUCUGCAAAGCUUGACAAUUGGAUUUCCAUCCUUAAUUGCCCAAUCUACUCAAGGUCGGAAUUUUAACCUUAAAACCAAGGAGUAUACGCAUGCAAUGGUGAUUCGGUUUCGAUCUCCUGAGGCUCUUGAGAUAUUUGAGGGAAGCUCAGAAUACAAAGAUAUGUGGAGGACUAAGUUUGAGCCAAUCAUUAGAAGAACACUUUCGGUUCAUUUUUUGGUCGAUCCAAUCGGCACCGAGCUUAUGUAGAGAGGACUCUUUGUGGGUUUUUAUGAUGAAUUCUUGAAUCUUGCUCAAGUCUUUUCUACUAUUGAAGACAUAAGCAAGCAGGUCUUAACUGUUUUUUCCUGUUGCACUCUUCCCCAUAAUUCC
Morus notabilis is the source of this 1060-nucleotide messenger RNA. RefSeq lists its product as uncharacterized. The record is from RefSeq and is a predicted model, not a curated record. Bases 74 to 937 code for a protein of 287 amino acids. The transcript has 10 exons. Lineage: Eukaryota; Viridiplantae; Streptophyta; Magnoliopsida; Rosales; Moraceae.